AUGAUCCUUCAUUUGCUUCUGCUGAUCGCCGGGCCGAUCGUGUGUUUGUCGGGGGAGAAUGCGGAUGGAGUCUCCAGUGGAGACGGUCCGGUGACCGGAGCUGUUGGCUCUGGCCAUACGGGAAAUCGCGCCGUGGUGGAGGUAGUUUUUCAGGAUAGCGACGUGAAUGGUGAAUAUACCACUCGUACGUAUCAACUUAGUGGGACAUUCUCGCCCGCUGGGGCUAGGGUCACUGCCGAUGGAGAGAUCAAACAGAUGCAUCCGCUGGGCCUUUGUAACUCCCAUGAUGAUGAGGAACCAUUUGAACCAGGCUGGGUGGGUGUGGUGCAACUGGUUGAUGAUCCUAAACCAUGUCUAUCAAUCUUUCAAAAGGCGAAGCGUGCAGUGCAGCUAGGUGCGACUGCGGUCAUCUUUGACGUGACGCAUAAUGCAGAUGCUGUAGAGGAGUUACGACGUGACAACUCUGCAUCCCUAAACCGUCCCAUUGUCAUCCUCCGUGGCGCUGACGCCCUUCAACUGAUGAAUGUGGUUAAUAGGCAGAAGGAAGCCCAAGCUCACAUCAAGACAAGCCCGCCUGUCCAUACACCUCAGAAGACAUCCAAUGAGUUCUUUGACAUGGGUAUCUUCGUUGCAUUCUUUGUUCUCAUUGCCAUCAUCUGUCUCCUCCUUCUACUCAAACUCAGAUGGAGACAAAAAAGGAAACAGACAUCACAGGUCCGCAUGGCAAUGGACGCCCUGUCUAAGAUGGAAGUCCGCAAGUACAAGCGUUUCUCCGAGCAUCACCAGCUGCGUAAGUCAUCCCACGAUGAGCGUUUCGCAGACAGCCACCACCAGCUGCGCAAAUCCUCUCAGGAUGAUCGGUGGGCCACGACGCUAAGCAUAGCGUCUGAGGGAAUUAUCUGUGCAAUCUGUCUGGAAGAAUUCAGAGAAGGAGAUGAAGUGAGAGUGGUACCCUGUUCACAUGAGUUCCAUCGCCAUUGUGUGGACCCAUGGCUCCUGUCUAAUAGAACCUGCCCGUUGUGCAUGUAUAAUAUUAUUGGUAUCGGACCUGAACCUACACCACGCCCAUCUCAGCCUCGGACAUCGUUAACAGUGCCCCCAACCAAUCCCCCAGCCCAGCCAUUAAGAGUCAGCCUUCCAGGGUCACCCGCAUCGCCGGAAUUCCUCCCAGAAAGUUGGUCGUUCCCGCCAACAACUUACAGUAUUCCCUACACGGGGAUGAGAACGCAUUCUUUUGGAAUACAAGGCUGCCGAAGGGGACACCACUGUAAACGACAUUCAAAUCAUUAUCAUCGAAACUCGGUGGACCAUCCUCGGGUUGGUACUUUACAUCUAGAAUGUCCGGAGCCACGAGAGACGAGACAUGCGACUUGUAACUCAAGAAAAGAAGCCAGUGGACAUAGUGUUAUUAUGAUUCAGCAAGGAUGUGAAAAAUGUAGGAAUAUUUGUUCGCACUGUCAGCGACAGAUGACUGGGAAUACAUCUCGGUCGCGUAGCCGGAGGGAAGAAAGCAGGCACCUAGGUCUGACGUCCUUUGAGAAUCAUUAUAUUGUGAACUUAUCACCAGUCCAAAGCAGGGAGGCUGGGGACUAUCAUGACCUCUGCAACAUGAGAUACCCAGGGAAAAUACUCGCACAUGACCCAAGACAUUACUGUGGCCAGAUCGUGCCUGUCCGCGUGCAUGUAGAGAAUUUGCCGCCACUUUCAUCACCGACUUGCAAUUCAAAAGAACUCAGGGAGAAUUCAUCGGGGAGCAGUUUGAGCCUUUCUGCUUUCCACGCUGACUGUGAAUGCAGCGAUAGCACGGUGAGCAGCCAUGGUAACUUUGACAGCAAUCAGAGUGUCUACGGUAGUUCCUCUACUUUCCGCAGCGAUCCAAGCACAUCUGACCCGAGCGCUUAUGCAAAACCCGGCCACGUUGAGCAGUGUUUUGAUUUGCCAGAAGCAACCCAGCUCACGCCGACCUGUGUCCACCGUAUGAAACAAGAAAUCGGGCCUGUGAGCACGUCAGACAAUGACGAGGCAAAAAACAGCAGUGACACCACCACCAGCACAGCAAGUAACUUCUCUAUGCAGGUUAACGUCAGCCAGAAAUCUACUUUACCUCCAAAUACUAGUGCAACCAGACAAUCAAGUACUCGCCAGCAUUCAAAGUCUUCAAAUAGAACUUCCAACACUGCCAAAUGUUCGCAUCCACAUCCCCAUCAAAAGGUGCACCAACCAAAUAGAACUAAAGAAUCCAAGAAAGCUAUUGCCACCAAGACCAAGCCAACAUGGCCGCCUUCACAGCCCGCUAAAAAGAAAUCACCAUGUCCAUGUUGCUCAGGGAAAAUCGUAUGGGAGAGUUGUGUCCCAGAAAACCAUCAGAAGAAAUCAGAAAGGUCAUCAAGGUCACCGGAGAGGUCAAGAUCACCAGAAAGGUCACGGUCACCAGAGAGGGGUUCAAGACAUAGUAGGAAACAGGGUCGAGGGUCAUUACGAGAGAUGUACAGAGGUCAUUUAAGGUUACCACUUCAAUCACUUGCAGCUCUCAAGAAUGGACAAGGAGCAGUUGUGACAAUCCCAGUUCAUCACGGCAACCAGCAAGUCCUUGAAGAAAUUGUAUAGCACAAGUACCGAAUAUAUUUAAAAGUGACUGACCAUCAUUGUUUUGUGAAAGAGUAAAUUAAUUCCUCACCUGUACUGUACACUGAACUCACACCACACACAAAACCAGGGGAAAUGUUGAUAAAUUUGUUUGUCACAUUUUUAAUGCACUGGACACUAUUGCUCAAAAUAAUUGUUAGCAUAGAAACUUACUUGGUAAAGAAAAAAUGGA
Molecule: messenger RNA, 2818 nt
Organism: Asterias rubens (European starfish)
Lineage: Eukaryota; Metazoa; Echinodermata; Asteroidea; Forcipulatida; Asteriidae
Product: E3 ubiquitin-protein ligase ZNRF3-like
Exons: 9
Coding region: 1-2607 (868 amino acids)
Biological process (GO): ubiquitin-dependent protein catabolic process
Molecular function (GO): ubiquitin protein ligase activity
Source: RefSeq, a predicted model, not a curated record